AUGCAGGACAUUCGACUGACAGCCAUUGUGAUGGCCUGCUUUGCUCUGUUCCCAAGCUACACAAAUGCUUUCUGGCGUCUUCCUUGCCGUGGAAGAUCUGGUCUCGCCCGCAUUGACCCCAUUGUGGAUCCGGGUGAGGUUUCAGGACACGCUCACGCGGUCCAUGGAGGUGGAAGCUUUGGCAUGAGUUCGGAUCAGAACUCGCUCCUCAGUGCUGAUUGCACUUCGUGCGCAGUGACUCAAGACAAGUCUGCUUACUGGGCUCCCGCUUUGUACUUUAUGCACACCAAUGGCAGUGCCCAGGUAGUUGAGGAGGUUGGAGGCAUGCUUGCCUACUACCUUCUGUACGGACAGAAUAUCACUGCCUUCCCAGAUGACUUCCGCAUGCUGGCAGGCGACCCCUUCCAGCGCAAUUUCACCUGGCCAGUUCCCGACCCUCCCAAGUCCCAGUGGAGUGGUGACCAGGCCUCACAAACUGCUUUGCGCCAGAAGGCCAUUGGUUUCAACUGCCUGAACUAUCAGACCGCUGCCGAAGACUCCCUCCACCGCCAUUUCUUGCCCAACAAGACCUACCUCGAUGAGCAUUGCACCGAUGGAGUCCGCAUCGAGUUGAUGUUCCCAUCCUGCUGGAAUGGCAAGGAUGCCGACUCCCAUGACCACAAAUCCCAUGUCGCAUACCCGUCCCUUGUUAUGGAUGGUACUUGCCCCGAGGGAUUCGAAACUCGCCUGGUAUCACUCUUCUAUGAGACUAUUUGGGAUACCUACGCAUUCAAGGACGUCGAUGGAUAUUUCGCGCUCGCCAACGGUGACCCCACUGGAUACGGAUAUCACGGUGAUUUCAUGCAGGCUUGGGAUCAAGGUGUGCUACAGGAGGCCAUUGAAACUUGCACAAGCGAGACAGGUAUCGUUGACGAUUGCAAAAUCUUCGACAUUCAGUCGGAAGAUGAACAGCGUCAGUGUGAGUUCCCCAUCCCAUUCGCGAUCAAAAACGAAGAUUGUGAAAUGCACCACGGUGGAUUGCCUGGCGGUAUGCCCAUCGAGUGGGGUCCUGAGCGUGCCGUGAUGAAGGCCGAGGCUGCAAGCACAACCGCCCCCAACGUGAUCUCACUUCCCACCAUUUCCGUUGCUGGAAUUUCGAUCGAUCCCAACACCUACCUUGACAACCUUCACGCGCCCAACACUGCGGCGGCCAGCACUGCCGAAGCUACUACUACUUCUUUCACUUCGACUUCCACUUCGACUCCCUCGCCAACCCCGACCCCCGUCACAUCUACUAUUAUCGAUCCUAUCACCGAAGAGAUCAUCUAUCUCGAACGCGAUGUUGUCGUCCUCUGUGAUGGAAAUGGUGCCAUUACUGCGACUAGCACUGGCGCCAUGCGGACUGUCUCCUCUACCAUAACCACCAUUAUCGAAACCUCUACGGCUGUUUCCUACGCGAAGAAGGACACUGUCCCGGAACCUGUGGAACCGGUGCAGGCUGCUGGCCAUGCCCGCAGACAUCUUCACCACCGCCACGGUCACGCGCACAACUAAGUAUAAGAACUUCCGUUGUGGGUGUUUGGAACCCAAUGUGCAAAGUACGCAGCGCGUCGUUCUCCUUUCUGUCACCUUGACCGAGAGGAUAUACCCCAUGCUUCUACAUCAAGUUGGACCUUGAACUUGCUGGAUUGUACCUGGGAGCUUUGAUUCAUGUACAUUUGUUUGUUUCUGAUUGUUGGACAUCCUCCAGUCAGUCGGGGGUGUACAUUGACCAUACUGUCGUUCUCGUGAUGAAAUUUUAAAUAGUCCUGGCUGGUACACAAUUGAACUUCAUUGGUCGAUAAUAA
Penicillium samsonianum is the source of this 1826-nucleotide messenger RNA. RefSeq names its product DUF1996 domain-containing protein. The transcript is spliced from 3 exons. Bases 1 to 1533 code for a protein of 510 amino acids. Lineage: Eukaryota; Fungi; Ascomycota; Eurotiomycetes; Eurotiales; Aspergillaceae. The record is from RefSeq and is a predicted model, not a curated record.